Molecule: messenger RNA, 2219 nt
Organism: Contarinia nasturtii (swede midge)
Lineage: Eukaryota; Metazoa; Arthropoda; Insecta; Diptera; Cecidomyiidae
Exons: 5
Coding region: 1625-2161 (178 amino acids)
Source: RefSeq, a predicted model, not a curated record
GUCGUGUCUGCAGUUAUUUUGAAAGAGUUUGAAUUUCAAGUGAAAAAAAAAUUAGAGCAAACAAAAUUUUAUGUCAAUAAGAAAAAAAUCGAGAUGCUAUUCUUCAAAAUAAAUCGUUUACCUUCAAAAAUUCAAAACUCAUAAAGAAGCAACAAAGAACUAUUCACCAUAUAUAAUUCUUGAACUAUGCGUUCAUAUAGCACCCACCAUCAUCUGAAAAAAAAUCUGUGUGAAUUAAAAAACUUUGAUUAAACUGUAGAAGACAACAGUUGAAAAAAACAUUAUUUUUCUCAGUUUAUUUAAUCCUCUUAUAUUCUAAUUGAACAGUGUAUGGUAUUGACUUAUCUGAACCUAUUCAACCUACUGAUCCUCUUAUAUUCUAAUUAAUAAAUGAAAUAUGAAUGGUAUUGGCUGAUUCAAGUGCGUGGUUGUGUUUGUGUGAGCGCGUUUGUUUGAAUUUUUAUCAUUAUUUUAGACCGUCUGGAAUACUUGAAAAGAUUAAUUGGCCAAAUUCCCUUACAUCCGAUACAAAUAUAUCAUCACGAAUAUCAUUCAAUUCAAUGUCAUCAGCAUCAUCUGGGUAUGAAUAUCACAGCGAGCUUUUUUACACGUUCCAUUUAAGUAAGAACUCGAUGUUUCUUGAUUUUAAAAUUUCAGUCAAAUCACCAAUACCAUUGAAGAGCUUCUGUACAAUGAGGAAACCUAUAUUAAAGCUUUGAAACAUGGCAUCGAUGGUUAUGUGAAAAAUUUCCAUCGAAAAGAUAUGCCACCUCAGCUGCGUGGACAACAGUAUCGCGUCUUUGGCAAUGUUAAUCGAAUCAAAGAUUUUCAUGAGAACAUUUUCUAUCCAGCCCUGAAAGAAUGCAAUAUGGACAUUGUUGAGAUUUGCCACACAUUUCUUAAUUUCAUUGAGAAAGACUAUUUCUAUAUAUAUAUAUAUAUUGUAUGCGAUUAAUCAUCAAAAGUCUGAAAAAAUAUGUAUUGAAAAUCGCGACUAUUUCAAGCAAAUUCAAAAUGAAAUCGUCGAUAAGCUUGGUGUGAAUAGUUUUUUAGUGCAACCCAUUCAACGACUGCCGAAGUACAAGUUGUUAUUGGGUCAACUAUUUUCGGAACUCGGUAAGCGAUUCAUUUCAGUCUGAAAUUUUCAGUGCAUGACGAUAGUAUUAAAAAUGAAUUGGGUGCAUGUUGUUUGGCGGAGAAAAGAAUUCAAAGUCUUUUGGAUACAUUAAAUGGAUCAAUGAACAUCAAUGAUAUUGAUCACAUUGAUUGCAGUGAAGUGAGUUGAACUUGAUACAUAGAAUUUUAAUUUCAAAUUACCAGUAAACGAAUCACUAGUUGCACACACUGUGCCAAGGAAAAUUUUGUCUAGUCGAUAAAUUUGACAUUUUUGAGAAAAGUGAGCGUCGCCGAUAUAAGGGCAAGGCUUUCCAAUUCGAAAAAUGCGUCAUUUAUACGGAGCAAACGAACAAAAACAUACUUUCAUACCGUGGACACUUUAGACACAUCACACUGGGGUUCACAUUCGAAGAUCAACGCAACUAUUUUCGAUUAUACAACGAACGAAAAAGGUAACCAAGAAAUUGAAUUUUCAUCGGAUGCACAAACUGUUCAACUAUGGAUUCAAAUGCUUAAUCGUACCAUGAUUAUAGUCGUACGACAUCAGGAAAAGAAGAAAACUGAAGAAAAUCACAAGGUAUCCGAGUCGAGUCCCCUAGAAAUUUUGCUACGCAAUACCACAUCAGGUUUACAUGAUCUGGCCUUGUCCACCAUACAUGCAGAAAGCGUUGAUUCGUCUAGCGGCAGCGAAUUGCAACGAAAUACAAUGAGUGCAAACGCCAAGGAGGCAUUUGUUCGAAAAUUUGGUGUUAUUACAUAUUCCGAUGAGAUCUCACUCGACUUCACGAAAUGCCGCAUUUUAAUUCUUGAACGUGGUCUCGUUUGUAAAACCAAAACGGAAAAAUUCAUCGAUCAAGUGUUUUCUAUACCAAUAUUAAACAUUGAACUGCAUGAAAAUGAUAUUUAUCCCAGAAAAAUGCGAAUUAUAACAGGAAAUUCCACUCACAUCAAUUACACCGUUACAUUUUCAACAAAGCAAUUCAUGGACGCAAUUCUUACUCAACGAAAUUCUUCAGAUCAUCGAUAUUGUAACGAUAAAUCGUAAAACACUUAUUUUCAAAAAAUGUAUACAACACAAAAACAUUUCAUAAUCUAUAAGCUGU